Molecule: messenger RNA, 1141 nt
Organism: Cucumis sativus (cucumber)
Lineage: Eukaryota; Viridiplantae; Streptophyta; Magnoliopsida; Cucurbitales; Cucurbitaceae
Product: ethylene-responsive transcription factor 3
Exons: 1
Coding region: 287-931 (214 amino acids)
Biological process (GO): regulation of DNA-templated transcription
Molecular function (GO): DNA-binding transcription factor activity; DNA binding
Source: RefSeq, a predicted model, not a curated record
AAAACGCCAAUCUCGCAGAGCAGAGAGGAGGAGGAGGAGGAGGAGGAGGAGGAAGAAGAAGAAGAAGAAGAAGAAGAAGAAAGAGGAGGAGGAAAGCCGUUAGAGCAAAGAAAGAAAUGGAGCUCCGGCACAGGCACCGGCGGUAACGUUCUUCCUUAGGAGGUGGUAGCUUGAACAUUCAGGAAUCUGCAAAAACUCCCUUGCAUUUUGUCUACCAUCUCCGAGAACCUCUUGAUUUUCAUUUCCUUUUUACCUAAACACUCAGUAUUCUUCUUAUUAUUCAUCCAUGCGGCGAGGUAGAGCCACGGAUCCAUUGACGGUGCCAGAAUCAGUCCAAAAACCUGUUAAAGAAGUCCGAUUCAGAGGCGUUCGGAAGCGUCCAUGGGGACGAUACGCCGCCGAGAUUAGAGAUCCUUGGAAGAAAACUCGAGUUUGGCUAGGUACCUUCGAUACGGCGGAGGAUGCUGCCAGAGCUUACGAUGAAGCUGCUCUCUCCCUUCGAGGACCGAAGGCGAAAACGAACUUCCCUUUGCAUCCAUCUACUAUCUCUGUUCAUCAACAAAUUCCAUUCUCGCAGCAGUUUCAUGAUUCCGGUGGAUUCUGUGAGAUUAGUAACAUUAUUCCAGUUAAUAGACCUACAUCGAGUAGUCUGAGCUCCACCGUGGAGUCAUUUAGCGGUCCACGGCUUUCGAUUCCGGCUCCGUCGGUUCCAAAGCUUCGCCGGAAGUCCCUGCCGCAGGUUGCUCCCGACGAUUGCCAUAGCGACUGUGAUUCGUCGUCUUCGGUUGUUGAUGACAGUGAGGAAUAUGCUCACUCGUCGUCAAUUCGUAGAGUGUUGCCGUUCGAUCUGAAUCUACCUCCUCCACUGCCGCCGCCGCAUGACGUCGAUUUAUCCGGUGAUGAUCUUCAUGCCACUGCUCUGUAUUUUUGAUAUAUUAUCCUGCUUCUCAAUCACUAAUACCAAAAGGUUUACUCUCUCCAUUAUCUAUUGAACAUUCCUAUCGAUUGGGUAGAACUUAAACGAUAACUUUGUCUCUCAACUGCUGCUUGUUGAAUGAGAAAAAUUUGCUUCUCCAUUCCUUAAUUUCUUAGUUCUUGAUGUAGAUUAGCGUCUGGAUUUUACCAACACAAGUUCUCUAAA